This is a messenger RNA of Ogataea angusta, 2133 nucleotides long. RefSeq lists its product as uncharacterized. The coding region runs from base 1 to 2133 and encodes 710 amino acids. Gene Ontology annotation, cellular component: cytoplasm. Gene Ontology annotation, molecular function: guanyl-nucleotide exchange factor activity. The transcript has a single exon. The record is from RefSeq and is a predicted model, not a curated record. NCBI's taxonomy places the organism in Eukaryota, Fungi, Ascomycota, Pichiomycetes, Pichiales, Pichiaceae. Gene Ontology annotation, biological process: regulation of GTPase activity.
AUGUCGCUCAUCGAUGCGGACACAAAUACGUCCAAGCCUGAGUCAAACGAGGGAAAACACCUGAGUGACAACUUGACGCUGGCGUCAGUUAACGACUCGACCUCAGAGGUGGAGAAUUAUGACUCCAAACCGCUCGCAGCUCUGGACUACAUCGAUUUGCGGUUCGACUCGUCUUCGUCCAUCACCAUGAACACUCCGAUCCCUGUAGACCUGAAUUCGGGUCUUGAAAUGGGAAGUGUGGAUGGCCCGGAAACGUGUCUUCUAACACCCGUGACUCCCGUGAAAAAGACGUCUUCCUCUACCUUCAAGAGAUCCUUCACUAGACAGAAGCAAAUAAAGGAGCUAGUGAGCACAGAGGAGGUUUACGUCAAAUCUCUGAAAGUGCUGAAAGAGGUGUACGUUAGCUAUCUUGGAGCAAGCGAGCCGAUUCCGCUGUUCUUCGAGAAUUUCGCCAAGGUUGUCGAUAGUCUGCUGCAAGAACACACACGAUUGCUCAAAGGACUGGUCUCGCUAUACCACGAGUGGAUCAAAAGCGGAAACUCAGCGGAGACUUCCAGACUGUCCAUCCAUUCGCCUAUGUUUGAAACCCACGUCCCCGGAUCUGAAGAUCUGUGCUAUCUUGAAAAAAUCGUCGAUUGGAUCCACGACAACUGCAUCAGCGUCGCCACGUACAGUGCUUACUGCCAGCUUGUUCCAAGAGUCAUUGCCUUUGCAGAAGCUAAAAACGUUCAUCAGUACAACACAAGCUCAAUCGUGAUAUACAACGAUUACAUGGUGGAGCACCAGGACGUGGCAUCCAGCUAUUUUCUCCAGCAGCAACUGGACAUCAGGUUCAUCUCGCUGGUCCAGAUGCCCACGAACAGGAUCUCCAGAUACAGGCUGAUGGUGGACUCACUUUUGCAAAAAUCAAAAGGUGACAUUGACCCAAGAAUGAACGAGAAACUUGAAUUGUGUGUAAAGCAUAUCGCUGAUAAAUGCGCUCAGAUCAACAGCCAUGUGGGCAGAUACGAAAAAAUCGAGAAGGCCAGCCAGCAGCUCAAGAGCAUGAUGUGCAGUUCCCUCAAACGUAUAUCUGACGACCCUUACUUCUUCGACAAUAUGGGAGACAUCAUUAUGGUGGCAGCUUUUGCAACCGUCUGGAGCCACCAAGAAACCAUCAAGUACGAAUACUUUGGUUCCAUACUUUUCGACUCGCAUCUUGUUCUUGUUAGACCCUACAAACAUCGUCAGCUGGGAGUCAAGAUGAUUAUUCCCGUCUCGUCGAUCUUUAAUAUUCAGGACAGUGAUUUGGGGGCCAAAGGACUUCUUUUCACCAUUUAUCCCCACUGUUUCAAGAUCCAGUUUGAGUACAAUUUCAAGCAGUUUGAGGUCGUGGCCAUCUUACCAUCGGAGUCAGAGAAGCAGGUGUGGCUGGAGAAGCUUCGUGGGGCUUCAGCAAAAUGGCGCGUCGACAUUGGAAGCCAGGACUUUGCCUACUCCUUUUACAAACGAAAAUACAGGCUGCACAGAAGUGAACUUGAGAAGUUCAGGUUCAGAAGUUUCAUUCCUGAUGACAUCACAUCAUUCAGGGAGAAAAGCCACGGCCAGCUUUUUGCCCUUGAAGCGAGCGUUCGCCAAUUCUCCAUCAAUCACUACACUCUGUACCCGGACGAUUCUCUGCGCAGAGACCGCUUGUCCGGCCACAAUGUCGUGGUCACAGUCAAGCAAGAGGACAGAGUCAGAGUGGAAAAGAGUUUGGGCGAUCUGUGGGCGUCUGAGAUCCCAAAAACUACCGUCCCACUCACACGCAGCAUCUCCGACUUCAGUUUGCGCAAAAAACUGUCCAUCUCAAGUAUUUCCUCUCUCAGCAACCAAAAUUCUCAGUCCUCGUGUCCGCGUUCAACUUCGCUCAUGAGAGGAGGCCGGGGCAGCACGAGGCUUUCCACUUCCUCGUCCAUGCGCAACUUGGCACACACUUUAGGCAACAUGAGAUCUACAGACGAAAAGGACGAAGCCGUCUCCGCGGAUACAGAAACUUAUGCCGACCACACGAUUUCGGGGUCUGGCUCGAUCAGAAAAAGUUUCAGCUUUAAAAAACUAAUCAAAUCAUUAAGUGUGCAUUCGAAUAUGUCCGAACUCGAGGAUACAAAUUAA